AUGUCUCUCAUCUUCACCAUUUUGAUAUUGCACGCUGUGAAGGCUGAUGGACAGACAUGUCGGUUUGGACGUUCAGGAGCAGGCUGUCGGUAUAACUGUAACUGUGCUGAGGACUGUGACCGUCAGACAGGCUGUGCCGGGAACUGUUCCGCUGGCUGGGACGGACCUACCUGUCAGAGAUGUAAUGUGGCGCUGCACCAGAUGACGAACCAAUUAUCUAACUAUUCUGAGAAUAACUGGUUAUACAUAUCUGCAUUCGCCGUGGACGGUAAAGUGGGUCAUAUUCUGGAGAGCACACCUUGUACACACACCAUGAAUGAUUUACGAAGCUGGUGGACGGUAACACUGAACAGGACGUACAGUAUUUACACAUUCCAGAUUUACAACAGAGUCGAAAAUUGUGGUAACGGACCCGAACCAUGCAGCCGACGACUGAACGGCUUUACUCUGAGUGUGGGGACCAACAAUCAGAGCUACAAUGCAUGUUAUACAGACACGACAACCACUAACGAAGGUCCUGGGGUCAUCAUCAACGGUAGUUGUAACGAUGGUAACCCGAGAACAGGAAACACGGUCCAGAUAAGUUUACCGCUGGAGUCAUCAAGAGCUUUGACACUUUGUGAAGUUCGACUGUUUGUUUGUUCCGAGGGAUGGUAUGGAGAGAUGUGUGACAAGGAGUGUGUGACAGACACGUGCUGUUCUCGAUGUGAUGACCAUGGACUUCGGUGUGAAAAGUGUGUGAAUGGCCGAUGGGGUACAGACUGUGGUGAAGAAUGUGGACAUUGCUGGAAUAAUACUGCUUGUGACAAGGACACCAGUGAAUGUCCGAAUUUAUCACCCAGGUGUGAGAGUGGGUUUCAGGGUUACAAUUGUACGACAAACUGCAGCUCGUAUACAUGGGGUCCUGACUGUAAGGAGACCUGUGGUCAGUGUCAUGGCGGAGCUGUCUGUGACCGGGUGAGUGGGAACUGUCCCUUGGAGAACCCUCACUGUGCCAUAGGAUAUACAGGACCUCGUUGUGAACCUUGCCCACGUGGUACAUUCGGUAACCAGUGUCGAGAGGAAUGUGGACAAUGUAAGGACGGGAACCAUACGUGUGAUCACGUGAACGGCACGUGUACCAGCUGUGCAGACGGGUGGCUGGGUGACCUCUGUAAAGAAGAAUACGAUGAAGAUGAUGAGGACGACGAAGACGUUGUUGCUGAUGUAGCCUCGGCAGGCUUAGUGAACUCUGGCGCAGUUCAGGAGAGCACUUGUGUUGCCGUAGAAGAAUUCCGACGGUAUAUGCUCAGGAAAAAGACUUCCAUGGGAUUUAAGGCUGAGUUUGAGGUAGAGAAAAGGCUUCUGAGAAAAUCCAAGUUGAGCGAACACACUAGGGAUAAAAUGGGACCUGGUGUGGUAAGGCGGGGAAUCGACCCCAGUGAAAGAAACUGUGCACCUCAGAAAGUGAACUUAACUGUAGCUGUGAAUGACAGCAGUUGA
This is a messenger RNA of Liolophura sinensis, 1482 nucleotides long. RefSeq names its product multiple epidermal growth factor-like domains protein 10. Bases 1 to 1482 code for a protein of 493 amino acids. The record is from RefSeq and is a predicted model, not a curated record. Gene Ontology annotation, molecular function: scavenger receptor activity. The transcript has 10 exons. NCBI's taxonomy places the organism in Eukaryota, Metazoa, Mollusca, Polyplacophora, Chitonida, Chitonidae.